Molecule: messenger RNA, 593 nt
Organism: Hymenoscyphus albidus
Lineage: Eukaryota; Fungi; Ascomycota; Leotiomycetes; Helotiales; Helotiaceae
Source: the annotation of a GenBank genome assembly
AUGCAAGAAACUGAUGAAAAUGAUCAAGUGUCCAGAGGCUUAAGUCAAGAAUACCCAGGUGAAUCCGAGACCACAACAAAUGAGCAGCUAGAAGAACACCAGUUCCAGCAGGAGCCGAUGAACCAAAUGGAUGAACGACAAAUGGAAAUGGAAAUGCAAUAUAGCCAGGCCGAAGCCGAAGCCCAAGCGGAAGCCCAAACCAGUUACCAUCAAACUCCACACGAUCAAUACAUGGCAAGUCGCCAACUUCACAUUGAACAACUCACUCAAAACGAGCGUCAAAUCCAAGAACAGUGGGUUCAUGCCCAGUUGUACCUAUGUGGAGGUUGCGUCGCAGGUUUUGCCUGGUAUCAGAAUGGGGCCGGGUAUCGAUGUAUGGGCGAUAACCAUUAUGUUACUGAUGCACUGCUAGCGGAAGGAAUGGGUGGUUGGUAUACAAGAGAGAUCGACGCUUAUACCCCGAGAGAAGUGUGGGCAGGGCCAUUCUACGCUCUUGAACAGCAAGAUCAAGGGAUAUACGAGCUGGAUAAGCCACAGCUUGUUAAGCAAAAUAGACGAUCAAAGCGGACCAGUUGGUUCCCAAGGAGGCCUAG